Molecule: messenger RNA, 953 nt
Organism: Rosa rugosa (rugosa rose)
Lineage: Eukaryota; Viridiplantae; Streptophyta; Magnoliopsida; Rosales; Rosaceae
Product: actin-depolymerizing factor 7-like
Exons: 3
Coding region: 147-560 (137 amino acids)
Biological process (GO): actin filament depolymerization
Cellular component (GO): actin cytoskeleton; cytoplasm
Molecular function (GO): actin filament binding
Source: RefSeq, a predicted model, not a curated record
CAAGGAUCUAUUUUCCAUUUUUUUUAACUCCUAUAGCCUCUCUUUGUUCUUCUUGCACCCACUUCCAUUCUCCUAGGCCCCGGCCAAUUCCUUUCUCUGUUUUUGUUUUUUUCACAUUUCAGAAGCCCUUUUUCAUUGGAGGCAAAAUGGCCAAUGCAGCUUCUGGAAUGGCUGUGCACGAUGACUGCAAGCUGAGGUUCUUGGAGCUAAAGGCAAAGAGGAGCUAUCGUUUCAUUUUGUUCAAGAUUGAGCAACAGCAAAUUGUGGUUGAUACGCUCGGGGAACCCAAUGCAAGUUACGACGAUUUCACCUCCAGUUUUCCUGCUGAUGAGUGUCGUUAUGCUGUCUAUGAUUUCGAUUUCACUACCGAAGAGAACUGCCAGAAAAGCAAGAUUUUCUUCAUCGCAUGGUCACCGGAUACAUCAAAGGUGAGGAUGAAGAUGGUGUAUGCAAGUUCCAAGGACAGAUUCAAAAGAGAAUUGGACGGCAUUUCAUUUGAAUUGCAAGCAACAGAUCCAAGUGAGAUGAGCUUGGACAUAGUGAAAGGGCGAGCCUGCUAAGUGCAGCCACCCUUUUGCUCCUUAGUUCCAAUCUUUAUCAUUCUUUCCCUCACUGUUUUCUUUGGGGGCCAACCUUCUUAUAGCCGUUAUUAUAACUUGGUUUUUUAAUUUUAUAAAUUCCAAAUUAGCCAAGUGAAUGUGUGAAUGUAACUAUGACUAUGUGUACUCUUCAAUCUGUAACCUCAAAUCCUUUUUUUGAAAAAUUUAUGCAUUUUUGGAAUUAAACCAUAGGAUUCAGCUCUCAAACCAAAUUGGCUGCCAAAAGAGCUAGCAUUUCAUGCUAGUGUGUUGGUGCUGUUUUUGGAAAUUGGUUGAAUUAUGUUAAUUUGCCUGCUUCCUUCAAUGCUUCAGAAGAUUAUUAUGUGUGGCAUAGCGAUCUGUAUUUUAUCCCAA